Clunio marinus is the source of this 1471-nucleotide messenger RNA. NCBI's taxonomy places the organism in Eukaryota, Metazoa, Arthropoda, Insecta, Diptera, Chironomidae. The record is from the annotation of a GenBank genome assembly.
AAGCAUCAUUACAGUUUGUGUCUUUGUGAUCACCUAACGGAUUAAACAUUACUUCAGUAGCGCGGCCUAAGGAAUUAAAAUAUUAAAAAAGUUAAAAAAAUUUAAACAGGAAUUGACGGAAGUGAAUGUUUACAAUAAGGAUUUGAAGUGACGAAAAUCUGACUUUCUUCCGUUGCUUAUUUUUUAUCGGUGAAAUUUUAAAGGCCACAGAGGAAAUUCUCGCGAUACACAAUAUUGUUUACUGUUCAUCUUUCGAGGAUUAAAAAAAGGGAUUUAUUGGAAAUAUUUGAAUACAAAUUCAAUAAAAAGAUGCAAGAUCAAACUGUUCUCAUAACCAUUUGCUUGGCAUUGCUUGUCAUCACUCAAAGUUCUUCAACGCCUUUGCCUCUCAAUAGUGCAAACUCGCCACCACUUUGUGAACCUGGCAUUGUAGAGGAAAUGCCACCACAUAUUAAAAAGGUGUGUCUUGCCCUCGAAAACUCCAACCAACUAAGCUCAGCCCUUAAUCAGUAUAUCAGAAACGAAGCAACUGCUUUAAUGAUGCGAGGGGAAGAUCUAGCAAAUCCUGGUGGUAUAGCAGGCAAACGAACCGACGUUGACCACGUUUUCCUCAGAUUUGGAAGACGUUAAAAAUGAAAAGAAAAGAGACUUGACUUCUAUCCACCAAACCCAGAACUAUGUUAACGGAAUGAAACUUUUUAAUAUGCCAAAAAACUAAAAUAAAUUAAUUAAUUUUUAAGUAAAGCAUUCCAUUGACUGCUUAACAUAUUUUCAUCAUUGAUAGACAUAAACAUGAUAUCCCCGAAUAUUAUUUAUUAAAUGGAAAAUGAAGUAUUUUGACCUCUGAUAGUGAAUCAAUGCUUCGGAUAUCAUGAACGCAUGCACCCAUUAGUGCAAGUGAAACAUGAUAAACGUGAAUCAUCACGUAAUUAUUUCUAUCAAAAUUAGUUGGAAAAUAUCAUAAGUUUUUCGAUGUGUUUAUUAACUUUAGUUCACCACAAGCGUAUCGUGAAUAAAAAUGAAAUGUAAUAUGUGGAAUUAGAAAAUUAAAAUUAAUUUUUUCAGUUAAUUUAUCUACUUAUCAACACACACACAAAUUUUAUUCCAUAAUCAUUGACUCAAGGAAGGUGAAAUAAUCUUUUAAAUGAAAUUAUUAAAUGUUUUACUUUUAACUCUACAUAUUGUGCCAAAAUUGCAACCAAAUAAAAAUUUGUGGUUUAAUAAGUAACGAAAAGAUGAGAGAAAAAGAAAAACUAUUCAUGAUAUCAGCUUCUGAUUUUAUUGUUGAUGUUUUACUUAUACUACAGAAAACUCAUUAUGAGAUGAUGAGAACUGUCAAAUAAAAAUUUAUUCAUGAAUCUACAAUCAUCACUUGUAUAAAUAUUACUGGAAACAAAAAAAGAAGAAACCAGUCAAGAAAGUAAACUUAUGAAAGAUAAAUAAAAAACAUUGCAUUGAGAUUAAAGAAGGC